Messenger RNA from Salmo salar (Atlantic salmon), 685 nucleotides. The record is from RefSeq and is a predicted model, not a curated record. Lineage: Eukaryota; Metazoa; Chordata; Actinopteri; Salmoniformes; Salmonidae.
CUUUGAGAAUAUCAGCUGAUGUACGAAGGGCUAUAUAAAAAUAAAUUUGAUUUGAUUUGAUUUGAUUCCAUCUGUGUAUUACAGUGAUAACUCAGUGAUAAAGGGAUUUACAGUGAAAUUGUUUUUUGGUCACACUUUAAUUGGAUGGUCUGGAUAGUACAUCUGUAGAUGCAACUCCAUGUACUCCAUCAGCAGUGAGGAUGAAGACAGUUACUCCUGUGCUGUAAAACGCCAUGAGGAUCUCAGCUCUCCUGCAGUGUAUAAACCAAAGACCAUAGUGUCAGUCAGUCCCUCUGGUGAAAUAGUGGAGGGCAGUUCAGUGACUCUGACCUGCAGCAGUGAUGCCAACCCACUUGUGGACAAAUACACCUGGUACAAGAAGAAUGCAGCCUCACCAAAAGCAUCAGGACAGAGUUACAGCAUCACUAACAUCAUCUCCGAGGACAGAGGAGAAUACUACUGUGAGGCUGAGAAUAAAUAUGGACGUCUCAACUCUACUUCUGUGCAUGUAGAUGUUCAUUCAGUGUUUCCCUGGGUUCCUGUGGUGGGGGUGGGGGCUGUCCUGACUGCUGGAGCUCUUCUACUCACCAUCUACUGUACUCUGAAGAGUGUCUCCAUCCUGAUCCUAACAGUGAGACAAUGUGAGGGACUCCCCAGUGACACAGCCCCUCAGAUAGACACUUAG